Molecule: messenger RNA, 1611 nt
Organism: Hyposmocoma kahamanoa
Lineage: Eukaryota; Metazoa; Arthropoda; Insecta; Lepidoptera; Cosmopterigidae
Gene: singed
Product: protein singed
Exons: 8
Coding region: 295-1569 (424 amino acids)
Biological process (GO): establishment or maintenance of cell polarity; cell migration; actin filament bundle assembly
Cellular component (GO): cytoplasm; actin cytoskeleton
Molecular function (GO): protein-macromolecule adaptor activity; actin filament binding
Source: RefSeq, a predicted model, not a curated record
UUCGACCGGCGCCAUCUUCAUUUAAUUCAGUCCGCCGCGAAUCGUCGUGGGAUUAACGUUGUUGUCGAAGCAAUUUUUAGUAAUACAACCGCACCGGGCUUAACUACGCCGGCAACUGCUACUUUAGGAUUAAAAUAGAGACUAUUAUUCAUAAAUAGUGCCGAGUUAAUUAAUGUUUGUGAAAUCCAGGAACCUGAUUAAGUAUUUCGCAGUGCGACAGUGUUUGAUCUCGCGAUCUACGUGACUGCAUUUCUUUGGUGGUGUGAGCUAGCUGAAGUGUGAAAAGGCCUAAAAAUGAACGGUCUGAACGGGCACAGUAACGGCGAGGUGAACGGCUCUGGGGACAUCAUCACGCAGAACCAGCAGCGCGGCUGGUGGACAAUCGGGCUCAUCAACUCGCGGUACCGGUACCUCACCGCCGAGACCUUCGGCUUCAAGAUCAACGCCAACGGCACCAGCCUCAAGAAGAAACAGAUCUGGACGCUGGAGCCCGCUUCUGGGAAUGCUAAUGACAGCAUGAUCUACCUGCGGUCGCACCUGGACAAGUACCUAGCGGUGGACUCUUUCGGGAACGUCACAUGCGAGUCUGAAGAAAAGGAGCCCGGCAGCAAGUUCCACAUCAGCGUGUCGGAAGACGGCUCCGGGCGCUGGGCGCUGCGCAACGUGGAGCGGGGCUACUUCCUCGGCUCGAGCUCGGACAAGCUCACCUGCACCGCCAAGGUGCCCGGCGACGCCGAGCUGUGGCACGUCCACCUGGCUGCCAGGCCUCAGGUGAAUCUGCGGUCAAUCGGUCGCAAGCGCUUCGCGCACCUGUCGGAGUCGCUGGACGAGAUCCACGUGGACGCCAACGUGCCCUGGGGCGAGGACACCCUGUUCACGUUGGAGUUCCGCGCCGACGAGGGCGGCAAGUACGCGCUGCACACCUGCAACAACAAAUACCUCAGCGCUGGAGGAAAGCUGCUGGAGGCGUGCUCGGCGGCGUGCCUGUUCAGCGCCGAGUACCACGCGGGCGCGCUGGCGCUGCGCGACGGCGCGGGCCAGUACCUGGCGCCCAUCGGCUCCAAGGCCGUGCUGAAGACGCGCUCGGCCGCCGUCACGCGCGACGAGCUGUUCUCGCUGGAGGACUCGCUGCCGCAGGCCGCCUUCGUGGCCGCGCUCAACGACAAGUUCGUCUCCGUCAAGCAAGGUACGUGCCCGCCAUCGCCACUCGCCACCGCACUAAAUUUGAUUUUCAGGCCAAUCCUUGUGCUGAAGUGCGAGCAGGGCUUCGUGGGCCCGAAGGGCGUUAAGCUGGAGUGCAAUAAGGCCAACUACGAGACUAUUCAGGUGGUGCGCGGGCCAAAGGGUGCCGUUUACUUCAAGGGGUCCAACGGCAAGUACUGGCACGCCGACAGCGAGAGCGUGACGUGCGACGGCGACGCGCCGCAGGGCUUCCUGCUGGAGCUGCGCGAGCCCACGCGCCUGGCCAUCCGCGCCGCCGCCUCGCGCGAGUACCUGGCCGCCGCCAAGAACGGCAACUUCCGCCUGUCGGGCAGCGACCUCAGCUGCGCCACGCACUGGGAGUACUAGGCCCGCCGACCGACACGUUCGCGACACUUCCUUCUCGGGGCG